UGGGUGGGGCGAGCCUCCGCGCGGCGCGGUUGCCUAGGAGACCGAUGGGCUGCAGCAGCAGCUGCCGCUGGACAGGAAAGCUGCUGGAGCCUGGUGGUUGAAGUUACAGUUGAGGCGAUGGCGCACGAAGGCCCGAGGCAGGUCCGAGACCGCGGGGUGACCCGAUCCAAGGCGGAAAAGGUGCGGCCACCUACGGUUCCGGUGCCGCAGGUGGACAUCGUGCCUGGGCGGCUCACUGAGGCCGAAUGGAUAGCGUUCACGGCUCUCGAAGAGGGCGAGGACGUGGUGGGCGAUAUCUUGGCCGAUCUGGUGGCCCGAGUCAUGGAGUCCGCCUUUAAAGUCUAUCUGACCCAGCAGUGCAUUCCAUUCACCAUCAGUCAGGCACGGGAGGCCAUGCUGCAGAUCACCGAGUGGCGCUUUUUGGCUCGGGACGAGGGAGAAUCUGCAGAGGACCCCACAUGGGGCGAGGAUGAGGAGCCCUUGGCUUGCACGACGGAUGCCUGGGCUCAGGGAUCCGUGCCGGUGCUGCACGCCCGGGCCUCGGUGGGGCUGGAGGAGACGUUUCAAGGCGAAGACCAAGAGAGCAUGGACCAGAUCCCUUUAGAAGGAUCGUGGACGGAUUCAGGCUCUCAGGAGCGGAUGGAAUCUUGGGAGCUCACAGUCACCCCGGGCUCUCGACCCCCGCCCGAGUUGCUUCAGGAGACAGGGCCCCAGGGUCCUUUAGAGAAACUGGGUGACCAGUCGAGGGACGACCAGACUGACCUGUUUGCAGCCGGAUCCUGGAACUCCAGCAGCCAACUGUCGAUGGAGAUGGCGCCGGCAGGCAGUACCCACGCUUCUCUGGAGCUGUCCUUGGUAGCCAGCCCUGAGGCCUCUGUCGAGCGAGCACAGCCCAUCAGCUCUCAGUUCUCCCUCGAGAACCUCUACGAGUGCACGCCCCAGCCGCACGCGGCUGGAGACGGGCCGGAGCUCAGAGAGGAGAAGGUGCCCCUCAUCUCCUCGCGGGUGUUGGUGUCCGAUCCCUCCGCGGGCGGCGCCACCACGCUCAGCCCCUCGGCCGGAUUCCAGCCACAGCCGCCUUGGCUGGCUGACGAGCGGCCCAGCGCACUUCACUCCAGAAUCGGCCGUAAGAGGGCGACGGCGCGUCUGGACCCCGCGCGGCUGCCGCGCCCCUGGGUGCGCCCGCUGUCGAAGGUCCUGGUCCCAGACUCGGAGGGCCGUCCGCUGGAGGCCUACAGGGGGCGCCAGCAGGGCGAGAAGACCGAGGCCCCAGGCGGACCGCAAGCCUACGUCUCCCGGUCAGAGUUCUUCCCUUUCCCACCGGGCGUUCCUGUCCGAGCUUUGAGCUCCGGUCUCAGCCUCCAGUUCCCUACUCUAAGCUUAGGCCUACCGUCGCCAGGCUUUGGUUCAAAGCUUCCCUUCCCCAGUCCCGGGCUCCGUUUUCUCGCCACACACCGGGCGCGCCCGGACUUGGCACGCAGCCCCAGCCCCAAACUGUGGCCGGGUGCUAAGUGGCCCAGCGGCUGGGAGGGGGAGGCUGAACUGUUGGGUGAGCUCUGGGCCGGCCGCACCCGUGUACCUCCGCAGGGCCUGGACCCUGGGGACCGGGAGAGCCAGGAUCCUCAUCAGUGCCUUCAUCCCGUGCCCCAAGUUCUGGAGGCCACGUCCCAGGUGACGUGGAAACCUGUGUUGCUGCCGGGAGCACUGAAGCUGGCUCCCGGUGUGAGCAUAUGGAACCCAAGUACGCAGGUGCUGCUCAGCUCCGCUGAGCCUCAACGGGACGGCAGAGAAGGCAGCGCCUCUCCUCCCAUCCAUACAGGUGCCCCGAAGCCCCAGGUGACUGUGGCCCAGCUGAUGAACUCAGCCGUCAAAUUGUGGUCACUCCCCUCCAAGCGCCUGCCCCAUUCUAAGCCCUAGGCAGUGGGAAUUCUACCUUCCUUCUGUCUGCUUGCCAGAAAUAAACAGCUGAGUUGCCUUAAGAA
This is a messenger RNA of Odocoileus virginianus texanus, 1982 nucleotides long. It is a transcript of the gene C2H2orf81, whose product is annotated as chromosome 2 C2orf81 homolog. Lineage: Eukaryota; Metazoa; Chordata; Mammalia; Artiodactyla; Cervidae. The record is from RefSeq and is a predicted model, not a curated record.